UCAGAUCAGUACAUCCCACUAUGCUUUGCGAUGGUCUGACAAGUGGAUCCAAGAUGGCGUAGAAAGUAAAGCUAGCAAUCAUUUGAAGGGUUUCCAAUCGAGUGCUAUAUUGCAACUUUGUAGACAUGACGAGCACCGCUUCCUUCACCCAGUACAUUGGCACAUUUGGUCACUUUGAUACGUUUUGUCCCUGAGUCAUGGCGGACAGGAGAGCGGAGAAGUCAUGUGAAGAAGCCAGCAGAUCGUUAGCCAGGCGGGAGUACGAGGCGGCAGUCAACCACAGCACAGACGCCCUGGUGGUCCUCGCACCACAAGCCCCACCCUCCGGCGCCCCCGUCCCACCCAGCCCUCCAUCCCUUGUCGCUGCUGCCGGACCCCUCCGCAGCCGUGCCCUGCUCUAUCGAAUCGCUGCCUUCUUACAGCUGAAAAACUAUGAUGAAGCAGAUGAAGACUGCAAACAUGUCCUCGCAGAAGAGAUGGCUCGAGGUGACGGUUCGCUACAGGCCAGCUUGCGCUUCAUGCUGUUGGAUGGCAGCCUGCAGGAGGUGGCCAGCAUCCUCUCUAAAGCCUUGUAUGGGGAGCCAAUGAACGGCAUUGUCGCAAAAGACCUUUCCAGAUUAAAAAUGCUCUUCUCAGAAAUAGAGUCGAUAAACAGAGAGAUGGCACCUGAAUACACGGAUGACCAGGAGGAAGAGUUCCAAGAUGGCUGGCAAUUCCGGCCUCCUCCCCGAGGAGUCACCAGCAGUGAGGAGUACACCCUCUGUAAAAGGUACUUGGAACAGGGCCUGUGUCGGUACGGGGCCCAGUGUACAUCAGCCCAUUCUCAGGAGGAGCUGAUGGAGUGGCAGAAGCGCUAUGCGUCGCGCCUCAUCCGCCUCAAACAGCAGCAGGAGAGCAAACACUUCACCGAGAGCUACAUGGAGACCCUGAUAGAGAAGUGGAUGAAUUCCCUCUCCCCAGAGAAAGUGCUAAGUGACUAUUUAGAAGGAGUGAAUGUAGAAACCAGCUCCAGCCUCUCUGUUACCGUCGCCACCAAAAAAUCUGCGCACUCCUGGACCUUCUCCUUCUUGUGCAAGCCGGCUAGAAAGCUGUGCCGCAUCGCCCUGCUCUACGAUGCCCACCGACCACACUUCUUCAUCACAGGUGUGUCAUCUGAGGAGCGGCUGCAAACCCUGUCCAACGGGUGCCAAGAGUGGACUCCAGGAGAGGAAACGGGAGUGGCAGCAGACAAUGGCAUGGACCACUGUGUCUACCAGGUAGCGGUGGGCUUCAGCACAGAAAUCUUUGGUACCUUCCGACAGACCGUUGUUUUUGACUUCGGCUCAGAGCCUGUGCUGAUGAAGCGGAUCAUGGUGGAUGCCGCCUCAAUUGAAGACUUGGACUACCUGAUGGCAGCCAGGCAGCAGCUCUUGAUCUCCGCAAAGCGCUGGGACCCUUCCUGUAAGACCAUCGUGGAAUUCUGUCCCAAUGAAACGAUGGCCGACCUGGAGCGAAGCCUCCUCUCUCGCUAUCAGAUCCCUCUGUCGGCAGACCAGCUCUUCACUCAGUCAGUCCUGGACAAGACUCUGACCAAAGACAACUACCAGGCCCGGCUGCAUGACCUGCUCUACAUAGAAGAGAUUGCACAAUAUAAGGAAGUUAGCAAGUUCAACAUCAAAGUCAAUCUCCAGCUCGUCACCAGCUUCAUGCUGACCGGCAUCUCUGUUGGAGCCAAGUAUGCCCAGAAUGGACAGCUCUUUGCACGCUUCAAACUCACUGAAACACUUUCUGAGGACACAUUGGCUGGCCGGCUGGUGAUGACCAAGGUGAAUUCAGUCCUGGUGUUGCCAUUUGGCCGUGACGGUCACAGCAGCCAUCCGCCUCCCGGGGUCAAAGAGCGUGUUUACGAGGCUGUGAUCGAGGAGAAGACCAAGGACUACAUCUUCCUAAGGAUCUGCAAGAACUGCUGUGAUGAGCUAGGGCUACUGCCUGACAGAGAACUACAGGUGGAGCUCCAGUUCCAGCUGAACAGACUGCCGCUCUGUGAGAUGCAUUAUGCUCUGGAUCGCAUCAAAGAUAAUGGCAUCCUUUUCCCUGACAUUGGAAUGGUCCCAACCAUCCCCUGGAGCCCCACCAGGCAGUGGGACGAGCAGCUGGACCCCCGUCUGAAUGCCAAGCAGAAAGAGGCCAUCCUGGCGAUCACCACACCCGUCACUAUUCCCCUGCCCCCGAUCCUCCUCAUUGGACCCUACGGCACCGGCAAGACCUUCACGCUGGCACAGGCUGUCAAGCACAUCCUGCGCCAGGACACCAGCAGGGUCCUGAUCUGCACACACUCCAACAGUGCAGCUGACCUUUACAUUAAGGACUACCUUCAUCCUUACGUGGAAGCAGGCAACGCGCAUGCCAGACCUCUCAGGGUAUACUUCAGGAACCGCUGGGUGAAGACGGUUCACCCGCUGGUCCAGCAGUACUGUCUCAUCUCCAACACACACAUCAAUUUCCAGAUGCCCACAAGGGAGGACAUCCUCAGGCACCGCGUGGUGGUGGUCACCCUCAGCACCUCCCAAUACCUCUGCCAGCUUGACUUGGAGCCCGGGUUGUUCUCUCAUAUCCUUUUGGAUGAAGCAGCCCAGGCCAUGGAGUGUGAAACCAUCAUGCCUUUUGCUCUAGCUAGCAAGAACACCCGCAUCGUGCUGGCUGGAGACCAUAUGCAGCUCAGUCCAUUUGUGUACAGCGAAUUUGCGCGUGAGCGUAACCUGCAUGUGUCGCUGCUGGACAGGCUGUAUGAGCACUACCCCCCCGAAUACCCUUGUCGCAUCCUCCUGUGCGAGAACUACCGCUCUCACGAAGCUAUCAUCAGCUACACGUCAGAAUUAUUUUAUGAUGGCAAGUUGAUGGCGAGUGGGAAGCAGCCCUCCCACAAGGACUUCUACCCUCUGACCUUCUUCACAGCCAGAGGAGAAGAUGUCCAGGAGAAGAACAGUACUGCCUACUACAACAAUGCAGAGGUAUUUGAGAUUGUGGAGCGGGUGGAAGAGUUGAAGAAGAAGUGGCCGGUGUCCUGGGGUAAGCUGGACGACACCAGCAUUGGAGUGGUGUCGCCGUACGCUGACCAGGUGUUCCGCAUUCGUGCUGAGCUCCGAAAGAAGAGAAUGCACGAGAUCAGCGUGGAAAGAGUGCUCAAUGUCCAAGGUAAACAGUUCCGGGUGCUGUUCCUCAGCACGGUGCGGACGCGGCAUACCUGCAAACACAAGCAGACGGCCAUCAAACGUAAAGAGCAGCUAGUUGAGGACUCGACAGAGGACCUCGACUAUGGAUUCCUCUCCAACUACAAGCUACUCAACACGGCCAUCACCAGAGCCCAGUCCCUGGUCGCAGUUGUGGGAGACCCCAUUGCACUGUGCUCUGUUGGGCGCUGCAGAAAAUUCUGGGAGCACUUUAUCUCCAUCUGCCACGAAAACUCCAGCCUACACGGCAUCACCUUUGAGCAGAUCAAGUCUCAGCUGGAGGCCCUGGAGCUCAAGAAGACCUACGUCCUCAACCCAUUGGCCCCAGAGUUCAUUCCCCGUGCCCUCAGGCCACUGCAAGGGCACCACUCUUCAUCGCAGGCCCUGCACCCCCACCAUCAUCCUCAUCCUCAGCAUGCACAGCUCGCCUCCAACAAGCAGGGUCCGCAGCAGCAGCAGUCACCCCCUAAGGGCAAACAUGCAAACCACACGGAGCACCUUCCACCUGAAGGAUAUGUCCAACCCAACCCGGCUGUGUUGAUGGGAAACCCUAUUCGGGCAUUCUCACCACCCUUGGGUGGCACGCCAGCUGGCAUGGGCAAGUCACCCAGUCCUGUUCAGAGGAUAGAUCCUCAUACAGGCGCCAGUAUCCUCUACGUCCCAGCUGUGUACGGUGGCAACAUGGUCAUGUCCAUGCCCCUACCGUUGCCUUGGCCAGGUUACCAGAAUCGAUUCCCUGUGGACCCUCGCAUCAUGAGCCACCCGGCAGCCAUGGCCUACAACUUUAAUCUGUUGCAGGCCCAGAAUCGAGGCUCCCCCAUCCCUUACAGUGGAGUGGCCCACCCCACUCACCUAGGAAUGGGCCAGCCCAGCCCUGACAAGGAGCUACAGGCCGACCCCAUCAGAAAUGGUAAAUUGGAAGGAUGUCCAAAGUCAGAACAGAGCCGUCUUCAGACACCAGAGAGGAAAACCACCGACAUGAAGGAAAAACAGGGAGAUUUAGACACAGGCCAAAGCCGAAGUCUAGACUCACAGCCAGACGGGCUUGUUGGAUUUCCCAAUGCGCUGCUCCAUCGAAAAGAUCCCUCAGCUGCCCAAAGACCCCUCAACUACCACCUGGCACCACCCAACCCAGCUUUCCCUCCACAUCCUGCCAGUGGAAGAGCCUUCCCCCCACAGUAUCCAGUCUCCAGGCUUCCUUAUCGGGUCAGCCAGCCUCAACACCCAGGGAUGGCCCCACCGAGUCAGCAGCAGCAACAGCUCAGCCCUGCCUACACUAGUGGUAACCACAACACUUCCUUCUUCAUUGGCCCCAUACCCCCUCACAGGGCUGUCCAGUCUCCUACUUUGGAUGGGCCGGAGCCUGGAGGGGUGGAAGACAUGAGCAGCUCCAUUAGGACUCCGAUGGGCCACCCGGGGGGCCACCACCCAGGCCUGUCACAGCAUAACAGGGUCAACAGCUUUGGGGAGGACGGACAGGAUGGAAGCCUGGGAGAUAGUUUGGACCUCCAGGGUCCCUUGGCUCUAGAGGCCCUGAGCCAGCAGCAGCAGGCAGCCAGACUGGGCCAGUGGGGGGAGGCGCCAGGCCCUUUUCUCCAGGGUAGCGUCCCCUUCCCUCUGCCCCAGCAGCUUGCCCACCUGGCUCAACCUGGCAUGGCUCGCUUCCCCCCUCAGCUGCUUCGGGCAGCUAGCUGGGGCCUUGGUGCCAAUAUCGAGGAUGAAGCUGUUACUUCUGCUUCCACUGGACCACCUUUCACCAGGUACCCGGGCCUCUUGAGAGAGAUGCCCCCACAGGAACAACCUGAACCCAGGGAUGCAGCUGAGAUGCAGCCUCCACCUCAAUCUCGUCUCCUCCAGUACCGCCAGUCCCAGUCCCGUGCCUCAGGUGACCCUUCAUCCUCUUUAGCCGCUACCCCCAAUCAUGCUGGACCUUUCCCAUCAGGACCCUACCCCCAUGACGCAGGCCGCGAUCUCCUUAACGACAACCCUCUCAACAACCCAGCUCUGCAGCAGCAUCCGGGAAACCCCCUUUAUAAUACUGGUAGCUACCCCCAUCAGCCACCAGCCCACCCUACCAGCAACCCUUCCUCCCAGGUCAAAUACAUGCUGCAAGAGGCCCAGUGGCCUCACGGUGGAGCUGCGUCAGUGAGCCCACCACAACAGAACCACCUGUUGGGGAACCAGGGCCACGGCCUUCCUUAUGGUCUGCCCAUCAUGGCUCAUCCCAGCAGGCAGGAGCAAGUCCACCUGAUGCAACUUCACCAUCAGCACCACCAGCAGCAGCAGCAGCACCACCACCACCACCACCACCAUCACCACCAACAACAACAACAACAACAACAGCAGCAGCAGCAGCAGCAGCAACAACAACAACAACAACUACCGCAGCAGCAACAACAACAACAACAAAGUCAAGGUCCAGACCAGGAGUCCUACCACCCACUUUCUCCCAGAACAUCAGCAGCCACAACCCUUCACAACGUAGAUGAGUAUGAACCCAGAGGUCCAGGCCGGCCUCUCUAUCAGCGUCGCAUCUCUUCUAGCUACCCAGAUGAAGCGUCUCCAGCCAACGCCCACAAUGUCCUGUCCCAACAGACCCAGCCCUGCACGUCAGACCUCCAGGACCACCCCCAUCAGCACAUACAGCAUCAUCAGCACCCACAUGCCCCCUACGGUUACCCCUCGCAUGACCUCUGGCCUAGUAAUGGUGGGGGUCCCGGCACGUUCCAGAACAUUCCAUGUAACGGAGCCGGUACACUCACUCAGCACCGGGAUCUUCUGGCUUCCAAGGCCCUUCGUCAGACAGAGGAGCAGGUGAAGGCUGAGGUCACAGCAGCACAGCAGACACACCCACACUCCCUCAACUCCCUUCAGCAUCUUGGACAGUUUCCUCCUCUCAUGGCCAAUAACAAGCAGCAGCAGCAGCAGCAACAGCAACAACAGCAACAACAGCAGCAGCAGCCACCGCCACCGCCGCCGCCACCACCCCCGCCGCAGGCUCCCACAGAGGCCAGUCAGGGGGCUCCAAAUUUGAGCAAACCACCGACCAUGUCCUACGCCAGCGCCCUCCGUGCUCCACCCAAACCCCGAGCUGUUCGCCCUGAACAGGUCAAAAAGAACAGCGACCCUCUCUCCCUCUUACAAGAGCUGAGUAUAGGAAGUUCAAAUGGUAGCAAUGGGUACUAUUCCUACUUUAAAUGAGUGUCACCCCUCCCACAUAUUAAGUAAGUGAUGAAAUAUAAAACUAAACAAAAAAAAAAAAAAAAAGGUAAAACUGUUUCUAAAAACACCAAAAAAAAAAGAUAGUGCAUUUAUAAAUUGUUUCUAUCAGUAGGUUUUUUUCUGCAUUUUGUUUCAUUUUAACUUUUUAUUUGUAACAGUCAUCUUUUCUCCUGUUUCACAUAUCUGUGAGGAAAAUAAGUAUAUAUAAUGAAUGCAUUACUGGUAUAUAUACAUACUCACUAUGUAUAUAUGAAUAUAUACUUAUAUUAUCUACACUUGUAUAUGUACGUAAUGCUAAAAAAAAAGUUAUAAAAAUAAAAUAAAUUAAAAAAAAAAAAAAAAAAAAAGAGUUUGGUUGACCACUUAGCUACCUGCAUAUUUUUCCUAAUUGAAGUUGGUUUUGUUGGUUACUAAAUAAGUAUGUUGAAGUUUUUAUCAUUUUGUAUUCUUCAGUUUUGAGUGGACGUCACGUCUUGAUUUUUCAUACUACUGUAGUUGUGGUAAUGGACAAAAAGCUAAGUGGUCAACUGACACAGAAACUACAUGGAACAGUGUAUAGAAGUAGAUCAAAUUUCCCCUAAUCUGUAAAUAUGAAGAAAAUAAAAGACUGAAUUGUAUGCCACAGACAUGUCCUUAAAUUCCUGUAUCAUGCUAGCUUUUGCAUUAUGAAUUAUUUUCCGUUUGUUGGCUUCUGAUCCUUAAUUCUUAGACAUCCUGGGAGAAUAGCUGGGAAUUAUUUUCAGUGAUUUAGUAGAAAAUGUGAUUAUUUACUGCUUAUUUACUAAAAUAACAAUACAAAUAUUGACUGCGCAUUUUUUACGCAGAUUCCUCCCUUGUUUGUUUUAAGGAUCAGAGAGCAGCAGACGUCACUGUCUGUGAUCAGAUUAUCCCAAACUGCUUCGCUUGUGGCCGAUGCUCAGUCAUUUUAUUUUAUUGUAUUUCUUUUCUUUGUGUCAACAGAAAUCUUCAACACAGAAGUUGUUUCAAUAACUGUUGAGGAUAUGAAAUGGGUUAUAUUUUUUUUUUUGUCACUAAUUGAUAUUGAGCUUUUUUUUUAUUUUUAAAAAAGGUUGCAGUACUCUGAAGGUUUGUGAAAGUGAAGGCAAAGAGGUGAGGUCAGAGUGAUGUCAUGAUAGGUAAGUUGAAACGGAGGGUGUGAUCAACACUGUCUGUCAGAUGUUUUUGAACACGCUAAAUGCAAGCUUUUUCUGGUUAAAUCUGAAGUAUAUUGAAACUGUAGAUUCAUAGUAAAUACCCUUUAAUAAUACACUAGUGUUUGUGGCUUUUUAUUUGAUUAGAAACCACCUUGAUCUUGGUCACAACAGCAAGCAGCAUACUGUAUUUGGAUCAUUGGUGCCGUCUAUGCUCUUAACAUACUGUUGGUCGUAUACUUUCCCAGUUUCUAGAUGCCUUUUCGUAGUGUAAGCCAGAUUGCCCAAAGACCAUUUUGCCAUCUUCUAAUCUCUGAAUAAUAUGAACCGUAUAACAGACAAUAAUCCAAAAUCUCACACAAAAGGUGGUAUUUGCUCCCAGUUCCAACAAAAGCGUUGAUCAUUGAUUAUAGAAGUAUAAGUCAAAAGCAUUUCCCGGAUCCCUCCUUUUCUUUCUGACUUCAUGGAAAUUAAAGCAAAUGGAUUGCUCAUGCCUUUCAACACUGCUUGAGAUUUAACCCCAAAAAAAAUCCUACACAGUGAAAGUAUACAGUACGGUGUUCAAAGACGUAUGACUGGUAGUGUGUUUUUUCGACUGAGCUAAAUAAGAACAAAUCGUUAAUGACGUUUGCACGUUGUUACUGGUCAUUCAAUUGCUUUAUUCACCUUUUUUUCAGUCUGAUCUGAUUAAUAAGUUGAUGUUAAAGCGGUAGAUUAAUCUUCCCUUUUUAAUUGAAUUGGAAAAAAGCUCAGACUGUGCUUCACAUUAGCGGCGUCAACACUACUUUCGUCAGACACGACGACGUGAUGAACACAACACAUUGAACGUUCACGUUUGAGGUCCGGUCAGUGAGUUGGUUGCUCUUUAGUCGACAUACAAACGCACACGGAAGCCACACAGCUUUCAUGCACAUGAAUUUCACUGCGAACAUAGUGAAGCCUCUGUGAUCUGAAGUACCUUGCAAGAGAAAUAUAAAAAGAUGCCGAUACUAUAUCUGCCAGGGCUUUUUCCUUUUUGAUGAAAGCAAUACUGGAAACAGUCGUCCAGUGCUCGGUCCUGUUCUAUGUAAUUCAUUUUAAUUGUUAGAACACCACUGCCCCAUUUGCAAAUUCCAACAUCCUGCUGUUUCAUGGCUUUCAUACAUCAUUUACAGUUAAAUCUCUUAAAACGUCACCUCCCCCAGAAAGCUAGUGCCCCACAGCAAAUAACUUAGAUGUGUUUUUAACAGUCAGCGGAGAGCUUAGUUGUUUUCUUCUUUUUAUUUUUUGUGCGUUUUUAAGUUUUGACAUUGUAAUUCAAAGGUCCAGAUUUUCUGACUUGGUGGAGAACAACACAUACUUGUAAAUAUGCAUUUUCUAGGUAUUUACAAACAAGAACUUUGGGAUCGCCUCAAUUUUGUAGAAGCUGUUCAAAGAAGAGGUAUGCCCUUUUUAAUUAUGCAAAUUCACAAAAAAAUAAUAAUUCUAAAAAUGGACAACAACCUAGUUGCGACAUCUUGUUGACAACUUUUUAGAUUUUUUUUUUUUGUUUCUUUUACAUAAGAUGGUGUCUGGCUGAUUUGACAAAGAGGAGAACUUCUGUUGCAGCUGUUAUAAGAUGACUUAUUUCACUGUACAAUACAUAUUUUUAAGUAUAUGUUGCUGAAUUUGUCCUGUUCUGUUAUCUCACCGCUGUACAACAAUCAACAUGGUUUGGUUUUUGUAAUGUGAAGUUUUUUCUUUUCAUGCAUGUUGAGAUGACCUGGCUGGUUUGUAUCCCUGUUUUUAUUAGUUUGUAUUGAUUUGUGGAUGAAAAAAAGAAGAAAAAAAAACAAAAAACUUUUGUUCAACCUACAGAAUCAAAUUUUGGUAUAUUAUUUGAUGUGUACAAUAACUUGUGACAAUAUCAACAAAACUAUUAUAAUAUUUUACUAACAUGUCAAUCGAGUAUGUAAUGGUUAUGUAAGUUCUUCUUUUCUGCGGUUUCUUAGCAGCGCUAAAGCGGAGGUUGCUCCCUGGUGUGUGUUGUAUUUCCGAAGCUUUGGACACGUGUGUUUGGGGGAAUCAUCUCUCUCCAAAGCAGUCGUUGGCUAAUCUCUGAAGUUGUGCAAUACUAAUAUUUCACCGCUUCUUCACUUUUAUUUAUUUUUUACACAGAAGAGAUUGAGCCAAAGACAUUUUAAAGGGAUUUUAUUUACAAAUCUGUGUCAUUGCUGAUUUGUUUUUAUGGCUUCCUUUUAGUCCUUUUGUUUCCAAAAUUAGUUGAUAGGAUCUUUGCUUUGAAACAAAGGGUUUUUACUCUUGUAAUGAAGUUCCACCUCUUAAUAUCGCACCAUAUAUCAUCAUAUGAAUUACUUUCUUUAAAGAAAACAAAGCGAAACCAACGUGUGUGUGUGUGUGUGUCUGGCAGGCGCAUGGAAAGGGAGCAACCUUUUGCCCAGCCAGUAGAGAGCACUAUGUUCAGCCUUCUAUAAACGCCACAUCUCUUCCUGUUAUCUGUUUGCUCUCCUCUGUUCUUCCCUCGCUGCAGUGAAUCAAUGGCACACCUGUUCCCCCAGCCUCCCAUUCCCAUUGGUUCCUCCCUCGUGGGUACAAAAUAAUGAAUAGAUCUGUUUUACUCUUCUUCAUUUCAAUUGGUGGUGGUUAUAAUAAAGGAUUUAGACUGUGUUUCAAAAGUUUAUUUUCUUUAUUUGUUUCUCUAUUAAAGUGUUUUUAUUGAAA
This is a messenger RNA of Anarrhichthys ocellatus (wolf-eel), 10282 nucleotides long. It is a transcript of the gene helz, whose product is annotated as helicase with zinc finger. Gene Ontology annotation, biological process: regulatory ncRNA-mediated post-transcriptional gene silencing. Gene Ontology annotation, molecular function: helicase activity; metal ion binding. Bases 198 to 6410 code for a protein of 2070 amino acids. The record is from RefSeq and is a predicted model, not a curated record. Gene Ontology annotation, cellular component: P granule; cytosol. Lineage: Eukaryota; Metazoa; Chordata; Actinopteri; Perciformes; Anarhichadidae. The transcript is spliced from 34 exons.